GUUACAUGUUUGAAUAGACAAAGAAUACUAAUACGUAAUGCAAAAUACUAUUAAUUGUUAUUCUUGAAAGUACCUUGUAGUACCAUGGUGCAUAAUGUUUCAGUACUAUGUUAUAUACAAAGUAUAUCGGAUAUCACUGUACCAUGGUUCCACUACAGCACAUUUAGCAAGAAAUGUGUAUAAGAAGGUAUUUUAUGUACUUUCAUAUAUACCAUACAAUAUUGAUAAUACCAUGGUAUUUACAUAGAACUUAAAAUAAUACCAGAGUGUUACCAUGUGGUAUGUCCAAAACUAUACUACCAUGGUAUCUUGUCCACAAAAACAUGGUAAUGCCAUCGUACUUGUAGUUACUUUUAGUAAUUUUAGCUCUAUUGUUGUGUUAAUCACUGACGUUUUUCUUUUCUGUGGCUGUUGAGGUUGUUUUUGUAGUGUCUUUAAUAAUAUUUUGUUUCUCCCUGUUUAAAUGUUGCUAGGGCUGUGUUUACAUCCUCAGGACACCACAAGCGUGCUCGUUACGCUCUGUAGUUCACGACCGCCAGCUACAUUUUUCUGUUGUGUGUGUCCAUGCAUGCUUGAGAAGGUUUGGGAUCAGGAUGGAUGUGGAGGAGACCGGAGCAGGUCAGAUGGAGACAGCGACCCCAGAAGAGGAGGCACCAGCUCCCAAACGUGGAAGAGGACGACCCCGCAAACCACAACAGGUCAGAGAGGAGCCUGUUGAAGCUUCUGCUCCCAGGAGGCCGAGAGGAAGGCCAAGAGGCAGUAAAAAUAAAGGCCAGCGGGUAACAGCCAAAGUAGAGCCACCUAGAGAACGGAGACCACGAGGUAGACCAAGAAAAUGGCCUCAGAAGACCGUUCAUCAAGAAGAACAGCAGCCUCAUCCUGCGGUUCAAGGGGUGGAGUCAGAGGAGCCGCCCAUUCAGACUCCGCCUGCUGCGUUACCAUCGCAGGAGAGUGACUAAGACUACCUCAGUGAUGACUUUGUUACUACGUUGGGGUAAUUCUCCAUCUCAACUGUAAAAAGUGAAAAUGUGCCAUUGCUCAAAUCACACUCAAAUUUUCAGGAAAGAUCAGACUACAUUUUUCAAAAGUCACCCUUAAGUCUGUUUACUACCAUCACAAGACUUCAUGAUGAACACCGUUCUUCCAGUUACACUGCCAUUUAAAAACUGGAAAUAAUAUCUUCUCUUUUUGUUUAUUAUUUGGAUAUGGUUCACUCGAAAAUGGAAAUUUGCUGAAAAUGCACUUACUCUCAGGCCAUCCGAGAUGUAGUUUCUUCAUCAGAACAGAUUUGGAGAAAUUUAGAAUUGCAUCACUUGCUCACCAGUGGAUCCUCCGCGGUGAAUGGGUGCCGUCAGAAUGAGAGUCCAAACAGCUGAUAAAAACACGACUCUAUCAAUUAACAUCUUGUGAAGUAAAAAAAUCUCUGUUUGUAAGAAACAAAUCCAUCAUUAAGAUGUUUUUAACUUCAGAUGUUGCUUCUGGCUCAAAUAAGAGUCAAUAAUUCAUAAUAAUUCACAUUUUCAGCAAAUUUUCGUUUUUGGGUGAACUAUUCCUUUAGUCGACUAGAAAUCAAAUUUGAACUUAAAACACAUUUUAUUGUGCACAAUUUGGCAUCCAGAAACUGUGGUAUGCCUUAUUCUUAUAUAAACAGGACUCCAAAAUAACAACAACAAAACAUGAACUUGAUUUGCUUAAGACAUUUAAUUAAUGUUCAAGGAUUUAAAAAAUCCAAAGAUAAUAAAAUGUAGAAACUGUAAUCAUCACCGUAUAUGGAUGAUGCUUGGGUUAUAUAAAUUAAUUUAAUCUUCUCAGGAUUCUGGAAACAUUGUAUUGGCAACGCUUGAUAUUUACUCCUCAAUCAAAUGUUGCAACUUUUUAAAUGACUGAUCUUAUGUGAUGUUCUUUUUAUUCUUUUAUUUUAAUGUUUACAGUGAAAAGAAUAGAUUCAAAUGCAUCUGUUUACACCAAAGAAUAAUGACCCGAUCAAAGAUGUAAAACAACAGUCAUUAUGAUUCACAUGAUGAUGGUGAAAUUCAGAAACCUCAGUGAUUUUGUUUGCGCAUUCUAGACAAUGGAAUAUUUGCCAUUUGUUUUUAAAUGCAUAUAUUGUCAAUGGCCAUUCUCUGGAACAAGGUAACUUUUUUGGCACUGUAUUUUCAUAAAUAGCAUUUUUUAAAUCAUCAUCUAAUUUGUACUGCUAUGAAUUAUGUUAUUGCGCUGAUAUGGGAACGAUGACUGAUGUUUAAAGCAUCUCCUAUGUGUCAGCAUACAGUAGAUGCACGUAAAAACAGGUAUAAUGGUUCUUUACAAAAUUUUGAUCAAGAACCUUUUUCUGAUCAGGAAGUUUUUAAUGUGAAGUUCAUUGUUCAAAUGCAUCAUGGUAUAUGUCAUCAGUUUAGUCAUUUACUUGUUAAAACAUUUGACAAUGUGCCUCAUAAAUACAGGCUCAGGUAACUUACCUCUUUUUUAUAUUCUUCAAAGGCCAGUAAUGCUGUUUAUGCAGCGGUGUGUCAAUGAAUAAAGUUCCUUUUUGAGACAUGUUUACAUCA
Molecule: messenger RNA, 2549 nt
Organism: Onychostoma macrolepis
Lineage: Eukaryota; Metazoa; Chordata; Actinopteri; Cypriniformes; Cyprinidae
Product: high mobility group AT-hook 2b
Exons: 6
Coding region: 594-959 (121 amino acids)
Biological process (GO): regulation of DNA-templated transcription
Cellular component (GO): nucleus; chromatin
Molecular function (GO): transcription coregulator activity; DNA binding
Source: RefSeq, a predicted model, not a curated record